AUUCUCUCACCUCUCUUUCUUUCUCGCUUCCUCUCUCUUUACGUUGGUUGGAUCGAAAAAAUGGCGGAAGAAUCGGAGAAACCUGUGCACACGGAAGAGUCUCUGAUGGAGAAGAUAGCUGAGAAGAUCCACGAUCACGAUUCAUCAUCGUCGUCGGACUCGGAGCACGAGAAACCGGAGUCUCCGUCGGCUUUGAAGGCGAAGAUAUACCGAUUGUUUGGUAGAGAGAAGCCUGUUCACAAGGUCCUCGGCGGUGGCUUGCCUGCUGAUGUGUUCUUGUGGAGGGACAAGAAGCUCUCAGCCGCUGUUCUUGGUGUAGCGACUGCCAUAUGGGUCCUGUUCGAGUUGGUUGAGUAUCAUUUGUUGAGUCUUGCGUGUCACAUUUUGAUAUUCUCCCUCGCUGCCAUGUUUUUGUGGUCUAAUGCUCAUGCCUUUAUGAAAAAGCCUCCACCUAAAAUUCCUGAAAUCCAUGUUAAAGAGGAACAUUUCAUUUUGAUUGCUUCUGCACUGAGAAACGAGCUGAACCAGGCCUUCGUUAUCCUAAGGAGCAUUGCAUUAGGAAGGGACUUGAAGAAGUUUCUGAUGGUGGUUGUUGGGCUGUGGAUAAUCUCUGUUGUGGGCAACUGGUUCAACUUCUUGACCCUUGUCUACAUAUGUUUUGUGGUGUUGCAUACAGUACCGAUGCUGUAUGAGAAACAUGAGGACAAGGUGGAUCCAGUGGCAGAGAAGACGAUGAAGGAACUGAAGAAACAUUACAUGGUUUUCGAUGAGAAAGUUCUUUCUAAGAUCCCUCUUGCUUCCCUGAAAGCAAAGUUGGGUUAGACACUUUAUAAUGAAGUAACUAUCUCUCUGUAUCCCCUUUGACGUUUUGUUUUGGUCUUUUGGGGCAUUUCUGUUUAUUUAUAUUUCUACACAAGACUCGAUAAGAAUCUGUUACUCUGUUUUUACUUGUGUUCAUUUCUAUCAUUUGGCGUGAGCAUUUUUUGGGCUAUUUGAUGUGAACGAUGAGAUUAUAUAAUGAUAAAAAUGUUUAUUUCUAA
Messenger RNA from Raphanus sativus (radish), 1040 nucleotides. Its product is annotated as reticulon-like protein B6. The coding region runs from base 61 to 822 and encodes 253 amino acids. Lineage: Eukaryota; Viridiplantae; Streptophyta; Magnoliopsida; Brassicales; Brassicaceae. The record is from RefSeq and is a predicted model, not a curated record. The transcript has 5 exons.